This is a messenger RNA of Neurospora tetrasperma FGSC 2508, 2377 nucleotides long. RefSeq lists its product as uncharacterized. Gene Ontology annotation, biological process: protein phosphorylation. The record is from RefSeq and is a predicted model, not a curated record. NCBI's taxonomy places the organism in Eukaryota, Fungi, Ascomycota, Sordariomycetes, Sordariales, Sordariaceae. The transcript is spliced from 2 exons. Bases 1 to 2169 code for a protein of 722 amino acids. Gene Ontology annotation, molecular function: ATP binding; protein kinase activity.
AUGACCCUUUCAGAGCAACAGAAGAAGAUCAUUGCAGACUAUCCGCUCGGCGGUACUCUUGACAACAUUCGAAACAAAUUACGCGACUCCAACGAAGCCGACGAGAUCCUCCUCGACACCUUGGCUCCCGGCACUCCCCCUCUUCGUCCCACCGCCCUGCCUACAUUCAAAGGAACGCCUAUUAAGUCCAGUUCAAAUAGGCUCGCUGAUAGUGCAGGGGUCGAUCCUGUGGCAAAGGAAUUGUUCUCGGAGAUGAGAUAUUGCACCUUCCGCGAUGUGGGGGGUUUUUGGGACAAAUUCUUCAACCCUGAGAGCUGGCCCAACAAAUACAAAGAGAUGCUGGCUGAGAUGAAGACAAAGCAUGAUGGAAAGACAUGGACGGACUUCCCGCGUGGUACUCCUACUGAAGCACUAGUCUCGGCGUGGUUUCGCUCCCUGGAAAAGCCCUUUCUAGCCGACGCCCCGAACAAACUCCAUACCACUACAUCUGCCCACCAGUUUGAGGAAGGGAAAGGCCAGCUUGAUCUUUUCUUACAAAGGUCAACUACGGAAGCGAGCACCAUAUAUUCAUACAAGAACGUUCUCGUUGUUGGGGAGCUAAAGCAGUCAUACAAUCCAGGCAGGUUUAAGGCGGAUUUCCUGCAACUCACCCGCUAUGUACGGAGUGUUUUCAAUGACCAGCCGACCCGUCGAUUCGUUCACGCCUUCCUUCUCUGCGGCUCCAUGAUGGAGCUCUGGAUCUUCGAUCGGGCUGGGGCGUAUAGUUCAGGGCCGUUCGACAUUCAGGAAGAGCCAGACAGGUUUGCGCGGGCUUUGGUCGGCUAUUUGACGAUGGAUUCUGAAGCGAUGGGGUUGGAUACCUUCAUUGAGCGAGUUGUCGAGGGAGAAGAACAACAACGCUACGUCACGCUGGAGGAUAAGAGAGCCAGGCUACACACGGCAAUGUACAAGCAGAAUGCCAUCGUGUGUCGCGGAACUACCUGUUUUACAACCUACGAUAACGAGGUUGUCAAAUUCGCUUGGGCAUCGGGUAAACGGACAUCGGAGGUAGAGCACCUAACGCAAGCAAAGAAAAACGGUGUCAAAGGGGUGGCUGAAAUAGUUGCGCAUCGCCGAAUCACUAGCAUUGCAGAAAUGCGGAAGGGACUGAAGUUCCCAGCGGCUCACCCGUUUCGGGACGAGAAUAGUGACUUUGACGACCUUCCAUCGGCCACAAGCACUAAUACAUCGGGAUCCAAGCGCAAGUCGCCGUCCGACGCCACUAUCAACACCGCAUCCGGAUCUAAUAAGAAGCAGCGCCCAAGUAUCCCCAGAAAGGGGAGCAUGCAGCCGCCGUCGUCGACAAGCAAGACCAAGCCGAGCAUGCAGCCGCCGUCGUCGACAAGCAAGACCAAGCCGAGCAUGCAGCCGCCGUCGUCGACAAGCAAGGCCCUGACCAAGCCGACGCCACCUACGCCUAGCGAGGACCUGUGGGAAGAUAGAAUCUAUUCCUGCCUCGUCAUCUCACCAGCCGGGCGCGUCAUUAGCGAAUUUUCCGCGAUUAAGCAACUGCUAGAAUCGAUGCGAGAUGCGAUCAAAGCGCACCAAUCUCUCUACGUCACUGGCAACAUUCUCCACCGCGAUAUCUCUCCAAACAACAUCAUCAUCACGGACCCCGAAACACCACAUGACUUCAAGGGCAUGUUGAUCGACCUCGACAUGGCUAAAGUACGAGAUAGCGACCCGAGCGGAGCGCGACAAAUUACUGGCACAAUCCAGUUCAUGGCGAUUGAAGUAAUGGAGAACGUCGGACACACAUACCGUCACGACCUCGAAUCGUUCUUCUACGUCCUGCUUUGGAUGUGUGCGCGCCAAUCAUGGUCUAACGGACUUGCCGGCGGGGACGAGCAAGCACCUAACAAGAACUUACUUGACCGAUGGGAGAAGGGUAACGAUUAUAGUCAAAUUGCUCGGAAUAAGAAAGGCGAUAUGUCGUCCAGAGUAAUGUUUGAAGAUGUUCUGAGUCAAUUCCCAGAGUCGUUUAAGGUUUUGAAACCGCUCUGUCACUAUAUUAGGAAGAUUCUUUUUGGUCCAGAGGGAGGAAUGUUCUUAGGAACCCCCGAAGGAGACCCUGACCAACUCUAUAGGCCCAUUAUAGAAGCUUAUAGUGAGGCUAUCGAUAAGCUGUAGAGAUUAUAUAGUGGGGGGAAGAAGAAAGUGAGACGAUGGAAAGGGUGGUUGAUUUUCUGUUAUUUUAGUUGUAAAAGACACGCAGGACAAUCGUCGCUUUGUCUUAGGAUUUACUAUUUGUAGGUUACUUAUAAGGUUAUAAAAGUUUAAUCGGUUCGGGGCUAUUAUAUCUAAGUAGUUCGAUAUUAAUAAUGAAGGUUUAUAGUUU